AUGGCUAAUGCGGGAAAUCUAACCACCGUAGGUGUCGAAUUUGAGUUUCUGCUCGCCGUGAAAACAGCGGAGGGGGGCCCAGAUCCGCAUCCGGAAGAGAAUCGAUGGCUGGCACGCAGAAUGGCAUCCUUCCCCGAGACCAGUGCCGAGUUCAAAAUUACCGUUCGUAAUGAGAUAGUUGAUGUACUUAGGGAUAACAGAGUGCUGGCAGUGAAAUCUCGGAAUGAUAACGACCUUGCGGAUAAAUUCGAACCCACCACCGAAUUCGGCUGGACAUCUAGCAAGGAAAGAGAUGUAAUUGGAAAUGCUACUAACCUCGAGCCAUGGAUAGGCGUAUAUACAUGGGAUUACACUAAAGAAAACUUCGAGAAUUACCAUAUUGGCGCUAACCAUUGGGUAGAACAGUUCGCGGAUUUCCAUGAUAAAAAUUCACUGAAGUUAUAUCAUACUUUGGAUAGGGAUAUAGAUCAUAUUCAAGAAAGGAAUCUCCGGGUUGAGCAUAGGGGAAGGGGUCGCCCAAGACCAGCACGAUUCACAGACGCACGAGACACAUUUAAAAAAUAUGCUAAGGUUCGAACGGCAGAAGCCUUAAGGGAGUAUGAGAAACGGGUGUCGGGGGAGAUCGACCCAAAUUCUGUUGAUAUCCCCGGAGCUAUCCCUUUCUAUAGAGCUUGGACGUGCGGUCAAGAUGUAACUAUAAAACCAGACAACCUUCCGGAUGAUGAAUGUAUGCGUCUUUAUCGGGUUCCGGCGGACUCGGUCUCUGUUCCCGAAUCGUUCCUAUCAUUAGACGGAGAUGGGAACCCAGUCUUAGACAAAGAUGGAUACAAAAUCUUGACCCGGAACCCCCUGAAACUUUAUGCUUGGUUUCAGGGAGAACUGCGGACAUCCAUUCUGGAUUAUAACCACCGGGACACUAUUCCUGCUAUUCGAAGGGCUUGCGAUGCUCUCCGAGGGGCUUUCUGUAUUCAUAAACCAAUGUCGGCCAUAAAGACUGGCCUCCAUAUCCACUUCGGACAGGAGAAGGGAUGGACAUUAUUACAUCUUAAGAAGUUCUCGACACUCUGGCUUAUUCUUGAGGAAGAUCUGGAAAAACUUCACCGACGCGAUCGGUCUGACGGAUCCAACACUUACUGUUUAUCUAACCGGGAUAAUUGCCCAAUCAGCACAGCGGUGCGGGGUGGCAACAAGAACUGCUUGUCAACCAUCGAAGACACAGACCCGGAUGCUUACAAGAGCAAUAUGAGUCAGAUGAAUAAGCAUGUGCCAUUUACACCAUCUUCAACGGAUACGUAUAACGUCAUUGCGCACACCCGAGAAAUAAUCAAUGAGGUUUGGAAGUACCAAAGUAUCACAGAGUUAAGUGAAGGCAUGUCUGGCGAUACAGGUUUUCUUUAUGUAAAAUUCAAGAUUUAUGGUAACGUUGUAUCAUUUAUGAAAGAGAAGGAAACAGGGACGUUAGAGAUAAGGCUCAUGCAGGGGACGUUAGACGCCUACCACAUAGAGCGCUGGAUGAAGAUAUGCGAACGUAUCAUCAUGUAUUGUCGAGACACGCCAGAUGUACAAUUUUACAACGGAAUACAUAGACUACUCAGCCAUUCGGCACCCCUAGAGGAAAUAAUUGGCUUUCCUGGAGAAUACCUACAGUGGUUUCGAGACCAGCAGGGAAACUUGGGAUAUUUUGAAUACCCUGAUCAUAAUAGGGUGAAUUGGGAUGACCCUUUCAUGGCUCCCGGUUUUGGAGCCACUCAUGCACCUGAAACUUAA
Molecule: messenger RNA, 1767 nt
Organism: Daldinia loculata
Lineage: Eukaryota; Fungi; Ascomycota; Sordariomycetes; Xylariales; Hypoxylaceae
Exons: 5
Coding region: 1-1767 (588 amino acids)
Source: RefSeq, a predicted model, not a curated record